AUGCAAGAAACACACUUCCUCGCCACCACCAAGCAACCCUUUUUCUCCUCCUACUCUCACCCCAACCCCAACCCCAAACCCCAAUCCCUCUCCUCCUCUCACCAUGACUCUUUCCACUCUUUACACCCCCCCAACCCAAAAUCCCCCCACUUCCCAAUCCUCUCCACCAAAACCACCCUCUCCCUCCCCCUCCAAUCCCUCAAGCCACCCUCCUCCCCAACCCCCCACUCAGACUUCCAGGAAAAAGUCCUCUACCUAGACUCAAUCGGCCUCGACUUCUUCUCCUUAAUCAACCACCACCCUCCGAUCCUCUCCUCCCCUCUACCCCACAUAAAAUCCACCGUCCAUUUCCUCCUCACCUCCAUCGGCUUCACCUCCCAGGAGCUACGCCGCCUCAUUGGCAUGUGCCCCGAAAUCCUCUCCUCCCGAGUCGCCGAAAUCAUCCCCGUCCUGACCUUCCUCCUCCGUGAGGCCCGUGUCAACGGCUCCGAUCUCCGCCGCGUCCUCAAUCGACGCCCCAGAUUGCUCGCCUGCUGCGUCAAGACCCGCCUCCGCCCCACCCUCUACUUCCUCCAGAGCAUCGGCAUUUCCCAAGUGAACAAGCACACCUCUCUCCUCUCCUGCAGCGUCGAGGACAAGCUCCAGCCCCGAAUCGACUACCUCGAGAAAAUCGGGUUCUCUCGCCGAGACGCCCUCUCCAUGUUUCGGCGGUUCCCGCAGCUCUUCUGCUACAGCAUCGAGCAGAAUUUCGAGCCGAAAUUCAAUUACUUCGUGGUGGAGAUGGGGCGAGACUUGAAGGAGCUCAAGGAGUUUCCGCACUACUUCUCGUUCAGCUUGGAGAAUCGGAUUCGGCCGAGACACCAGCGGUGUGUGGAGAAAGGGGUUUGUUUUCCUCUGCCUGUUUUGUUAAAAACCAGCGAGGCUCAGUUUCGGGAUAGGCUGGAGAUUUUUUGUAAUUCUUCGAUCCCUUUCAGAAAUUCUCCUCUGUGGUGUACAAAUUCGAUUUCUGAUGAUUUGGAAAAAUGA
Messenger RNA from Prunus armeniaca (apricot), 1026 nucleotides. NCBI's taxonomy places the organism in Eukaryota, Viridiplantae, Streptophyta, Magnoliopsida, Rosales, Rosaceae. The record is from the annotation of a GenBank genome assembly.